CCGGGAAAGGCACAGUCCGCGAACAGUCCUCGUCUGACUCAGAUCAACCAGGAGGUUUGCACUUACAGGAGCACUCAAUAGUUCUAUCACGUGUUGUGUAUUGCUUUGCAAAUUUUACCCAGUUCAACAAUGAAAACCUUUUUGUUGGGAUCAGUGCUGCUGAUGGCUUCGGCAUGCUACGGAGUUCAGGAUACUCCUGAAGUGGCCGCUGCCAAGGCUGCUCACUUUGCUGUCCACGCUCAUAUUGCCGCUCAUGCUGCUCCAGCGCCAACUGCUCAUCACUGGGGUGGUGGUCACUACGAAGCCCCUGUUCAGAAGUGGAACGGACCGAUUCACAUUCCACAGAUCCAGAAGGGCGUCCCAGUCGAAACCGCAGAAGUUCAGCACGCUAAGGCUGCUCACGCUGCUGCUUAUGCUAAGGUCGCCGCACAACCUCACUAUGCCCCAGCUCCAUAUCACGCCCCAGUUGUCCACGCUCCAGCUUACCAUUCGGCCCCAGCUGCUUACGCUGGAGCUCACCAUGGAGGUGGAGCAUGGCAUGGACCUCAACACGUUCCAGUCAUCCACAACGGAGUUCCAGUGGAAACCCCAGAAGUGCAGCACGCUAAGGCCGCUCAUCUGAACGCUUUGGCUAAGGCCGAUGCUAGCUCUAACGCGCAUGGACAUGGAGAUGAUGGCUCUUACAAACCGCAUUUGUACGAGUCUGCACAUCACUAAAUAAGUCACGUCCGAUGUCAGACACUCCUAUAUUUCAUAGUAACUAGCCACUUGUAAAAUACUCAUCACUACUGUCCAUGCCUAGCGCCUUUGAGCGAUUACUGUAAAAAAGACAGCAUUUCACAAACACACAUGUGCACGCGCAUUGCAAACUUCACCGCAACUAUUGAGUGCUUCAUAGAAUAGUCAAGCAGGAAGAAUUCUCCCACAAAUGUCACGCGUUCGACAUCGUAACCAACAUCCAUCGGAGUAGCCUACGCCUGAAUUCAACAUUUGUGGGAGUAGCUUCUAAUGAACGCCUAAGUAGAAACGCCAGGUUGCUUAGAUCAAAAUCUGGAUACAGUUGGAGAGAAACAAUUUACGAAAAUAUUUAGAAAAAGCUGAAUAAGACUGAAAGGCUCAAAGCCAUAAAGAAUCACAACCUAGAUGACAACUACACGCAGCGAACUGGGCUAUCGAAAUUCAUACAUUUAGCCUAAUAAAGACUGGAACGAAUAUUGCAUCAAGGCGUUGAUAUGCACGUGGCGUACGAACGGGCCUAUCGAUGGCAAGGUUCUUGAUUCGAUUCCAGGUUGCCACAAAAAUAUUAAGGCAAAUUUAUGACAUUCUUGUGGCGAGCUUCCAAAGGAUGUUUCUAUCUAUUUCCAUAGUCCGUUUGUUUGAGUGUAUAACUGAAAGCAUUUUGCGCAGUCGUAUCAAUACUAGAUCUGAAAAUCAUACCUUUUGUGCGAACUGAAUAAAACUAGCAAAUGCGAAACAA
Molecule: messenger RNA, 1477 nt
Organism: Aedes aegypti (yellow fever mosquito)
Lineage: Eukaryota; Metazoa; Arthropoda; Insecta; Diptera; Culicidae
Product: pupal cuticle protein-like
Exons: 2
Coding region: 130-717 (195 amino acids)
Source: RefSeq, a predicted model, not a curated record